Messenger RNA from Sciurus carolinensis (gray squirrel), 3890 nucleotides. RefSeq names its product trimethylguanosine synthase 1 (gene Tgs1). The transcript is spliced from 13 exons. Lineage: Eukaryota; Metazoa; Chordata; Mammalia; Rodentia; Sciuridae. Gene Ontology annotation, cellular component: nucleus. Gene Ontology annotation, biological process: 7-methylguanosine cap hypermethylation; 7-methylguanosine RNA capping. The record is from RefSeq and is a predicted model, not a curated record. Gene Ontology annotation, molecular function: RNA cap trimethylguanosine synthase activity. The coding region runs from base 518 to 3151 and encodes 877 amino acids.
CCGAACACCCAACAGGGCGGAAAGCCGAGCGCGCCGGGGCAUUCUGGAGAGGCCCGGGGAGACCCGACACGCGCGCCCUUCGCCGCUUCCACCCGCGCGCGACAGAUGCGACGACCGGCUGGGAGCGCAUGGGGAAGUCAAAGCGGGGACCGACGCACCUCAGACGGGAAAAGAUAGGGGCAGGUCGCCUUCACCUUUCAGCGGCAGCAGGAAUUCAGAGGCUCAUCAGCGAAGUGAGGCGGACAGAUUCGCAGGGCAGGUUUCCCAUAAGCAUUCGGUGAGGAGGAGACCCGGGCCGCUUUGUGUGUAACACCGCCUUCGCCCCGCCCUUUCCUGUGGCCUCCCGGAGCAACUUCCUGUGGCGGCUGCUCGGCCAGCUCCCGGCUGGAGCAGCCCGGGGCCGGUUCCUCACCCCCUCAUCCCCCAGCGUACUGGAAAGGCCUUCUUUCCAUCUCCGGUAACCAAGCAGAGGCCUAGUCCGGGUGUCGUGCGUCAGGAAGACCUCCGAAGGGGCAAAAUGUGCUGCGAGAAGUGGAACCACGUGGCCGAAAUGUUUCUCUUCAUUGACGACCGGGAGGAGGAUUGUAAGAUCCAUUGCCUCUGCUCCAGGGCUUUUGUGGAGGAUCGAAAAUUGUGCAACUUGGGAUUAAAAGGCUACUAUGUCAAAGGCAGUGGCAACAGUGCAGAAGACCAAGCUACAGAAGAGGAGGAAGAUGACCAUGGCAUUGCAGAAUUGCAUGACAGCAAAGACAUAGGCCUAGAUGAAAGUGAACUUGAUUCUGAAGCUGAACUCAUGAGAAGUAUGGGAUUACCACUUCAGUUUGGUGGUGUGUCUACACAUAAGAGUUUUGAGAUAUCUAUGAAUACAAAAAAUAAAGUUAAAGUAAAAAAGAAAAAGAGAAAACAUCAAAAGAAGUACUUAGAUGAAAUUAUGCAAGAGUCUUGGAGAAAAGAAUAUGAAGAAGAUGACCAUUUGGUUUCAGAUGAGCCGUCUUCAUUUGAACAAUAUGAGAACACUAGAACAUGUGAACAUCAAAGCAAAAGAAACAUUGAAACAGAAAAACUUUCUAUUGAAAAUACAUUAUCUCCAAAGCUAGAAAUUACAGAGAAUUGGGAAAGAUAUUGGAAUGAAUAUGGAGGAGAACUGUUAUGGCAAAGCUGGCAGGAAAAACAUCCAGAUCAAAUUCUAACUUCUGAACCUUGGAAUUUUCCUGAUACAAAGGAAAAAUGGGAACAACAUUACAGUCAACUUUACUGGUAUUAUUUGGAGCAAUUUCGGUAUUGGGAAGCUCAAGGUUGGACUUUCGAUGCUUCACAAAGCUGUGAUAUAGUUACUAGUGCAUCUAAAACAGAAGUUGACAAGAAAGAUGAAAGUGUCAUGAAAGUGGACUUAAUAUCUUUUCCAUCUUCACCUAAGACAGUUGGUAAUAAAAGCUCUGGUUCAAGUGAUAAGGAUCAUAAUGAAAUACUUGAUGGAAUUACUAGUAUAACUCUGGGUUCAGAGGAAGUAGAACACACCCAAUUAGAUUCCUCUGUAAGUUAUGAUGGACAGCAAAGUGAAGUUAGUGGGAAAGAGUGCCCUGCUUCUGGUCAAAGUGAACCAUGUGAUGGAGGAACCAAGAAAAGCAGCGUAUCUGGGAAUAGAAGCACAAACCAAGUAACUCAAGGAAAGGCACCAAAAUAUCUUGAAUGCCUUUGUAAAUGGCAGAAAAGUUGCCAAACCAAGAAGAAAAUCCACUACAAUUUCUCUGCCUCUUUAGAACCACAAGAAUCUUUGGGAGCAAACACCAGCAAAGACAGGCUGCACACCAGCGGGACUGAUGGAGAUGAGAGUGAAGAAGAUCCACCUGAGCAUAAGUCCAGCAAACUCAAGAGGAGCCAUGAACUGGACAUUGAUGAAAACCCGGAUACAGACCUUGAUGACAAUGGUUCCUUUCUGGGAUUCAAACAUGGCUCAGGACAAAAAUAUGGUGAAAUUCCAAAUUUCAGUCAUCGACAAGUCAGGUAUUUAGAUAAGAAUGUGAAACGUAAGUCAAAGUACCUAGACAUGCGCAGACAAAUAAAGAUGAAAAACAAGCAUAUCAUCUUUACUGAAGAGUCACAAAAACCAUUUCCCAAGAAAAGCAAAGCUCUGAGCAAGGUAGAAAAAUUUCUAAAAUGGGUUAAUGAAUCAGUGAAUACGGAAGCAUUGCAGGAAUCAUCUUCACAUGAUAAUGUACAAGACACUUGUACCAGUAGUGAUUCAGAGGAUCAAGACUUGUCUGUUAGUAAGUCUGAUGAUCCAGUGAAUCUAGAAGCUGAAAAGUCUCAGACCAUCUCUUCAGCCAGUGAACUUGAAACAGAAAAGAAUGAAGGAGACAGUUUGUUAGCAACUAUGCCAGAGAAGCAGGAUUGUAUUACUCAAGAAAUAUCCAACUCUCCCCAGGUAGAAGCUGAAGCUGAAAUUAAAAAGAAGAAGAAUAAAAACAAGAACAGAAAGGCAAGUGGUCUACCUCCUGAGAUAGCUGCUGUUCCUGAACUGGCAAAAUACUGGGCCCAGAGAUACAGGCUAUUCUCCCGUUUUGAUGAUGGGAUUAAGUUGGACAGAGAGGGCUGGUUUUCAGUUACACCUGAGAAGAUUGCUGAACAUAUUGCUGGCCGAGUCAGUCAGUCCUUCACAUGUGACAUUAUAGUAGAUGCAUUCUGUGGAGUUGGAGGAAAUACUAUUCAGUUUGCCUUAACAGGAAAAAGAGUGAUUGCCAUUGAUAUUGACCCAGUUAAAAUUGAUCUUGCUCGUAAUAAUGCAGAAGUUUAUGGAAUAGCAGAUAAGAUAGAGUUCAUCUGUGGAGAUUUCCUUCUACUGGCUCCUUGUUUAAAGGCUGAUGUUGUCUUCCUUAGCCCCCCUUGGGGAGGCCCAGACUAUGCCACUGCGGAGACCUUUGAUAUUAGGACAAUGAUGUCUCCUGAUGGCUUUGAAAUUUUCAGACUUUCCCAGAAGAUCACUAAUAAUAUUGUUUAUUUUCUUCCAAGAAAUGCUGAUGUUGACCAGGUAGCAUCCUUAGCUGGGCCUGGAGGACAAGUGGAAAUAGAACAGAACUUUCUUAAUAAUAAACUGAAGACAAUCACUGCUUAUUUUGGUGACUUAAUUCGAAGACCGGAGUCUAAAACCUAACUGUGAGACAGGAAAAAGACAAAGAUCAUGUAAUAGAAUAUUUUUCAAUGAGAGCACAAAAUGUCUUCCUGUAUUCACUGAUACUUUGUGCACAGUCUUAAAUCACCAUGUGAUGUGGAGACUUUCAUGAGUUUAACAAAUAUUAAUGAAGUAUUUUGAGACAUUUGGAUGAUAUUAACUAUGUACUGUCUAUUGUACAAUAAGUUAGUAAGCAUCUGAUAUGGAAAGAGUAUAGGCUUGCCCCUGUGCUAAAUUUCAUUGUGUGUAAAUAUAGGCUUUUUUUUUUUAUAUUUUGGUUUAACAUCUUUGUAUGUGUGUACAUAUAUACAAGUGUAUAAAAAAAUUACUAUGUUUUUUAACAGAAAUACAAAGAAAACAAUGAACAAGUUAUAUUCUGUCUAGCCCCUUCUGAAAUAAUGUUAUCCAUUUAAAGUCUCCCACCCCCUUCCCUAUCCUUUAUUCAUCUUUCUAAAAAUAAUCACCGCUUAGCUUUAGGAGGAUAGGAAGUAAUUAUAGUGUACUCUAAUAUACUCUUUUGAUACAUUGUUUAAUAACCCCCCCUUGUUUUUACUUGAUAUAUCUUUUUUUUUAAGUAGAUUCUUUUUUUUUUUCAGUGUAUCUUGAACACCUUUCCAUAUCAGUACAUACAGAUAGAUCUACCUCGUGCUUUUUAAUGACUGUUUUGUAUUGCAUCUUCUGAAUAUGCCAUAAUUAAUUAAACCAGUUCUCUAUUGAUGGA